This is a messenger RNA of Acanthamoeba castellanii str. Neff, 291 nucleotides long. RefSeq names its product hbxip, putative. The record is from RefSeq and is a predicted model, not a curated record. Lineage: Eukaryota; Discosea; Longamoebia; Acanthamoebidae. The transcript is spliced from 4 exons. Bases 1 to 291 code for a protein of 96 amino acids. Gene Ontology annotation, molecular function: guanyl-nucleotide exchange factor activity. Gene Ontology annotation, cellular component: Ragulator complex; cytoplasm; lysosome. Gene Ontology annotation, biological process: cellular response to amino acid stimulus; positive regulation of TORC1 signaling.
AUGGCCAGUAAUGGAUUCUUGGACGGCUCUUUCGAGAAGGCGAUGACCAACUUGCUGCACGAAAGUGGAGUUGUCGGCGUGAGCAGCACCGAUCAGAAUGGCCUUUGCGUUAGCGCCAAGGGCAGCGCCAACGCUUCUGCAUCCGGCUACAUCCGAUCUCUGGCCAACCGCGCCAGGGAGCUUGCCCCUAGCGACUCUGAGAAGCCCACCAUCUGCAUUGAGACCGAGUCGACAAACAUCUUCAUCCGCGACGAGGACAACCUGACGGUGGCCGUCUAUCGCAUUCCCUGA